Messenger RNA from Solanum tuberosum (potato), 447 nucleotides. RefSeq names its product putative protein phosphatase 2C 24. The record is from RefSeq and is a predicted model, not a curated record. The coding region runs from base 1 to 447 and encodes 148 amino acids. Gene Ontology annotation, biological process: protein dephosphorylation. Gene Ontology annotation, molecular function: protein serine/threonine phosphatase activity. The transcript is spliced from 2 exons. NCBI's taxonomy places the organism in Eukaryota, Viridiplantae, Streptophyta, Magnoliopsida, Solanales, Solanaceae.
AUGGUGGCUGGCUCGUUUUACAUACCAAAAUCUAACAAAGCGCCUCUCUGGGAAGAUGCACAUUUUAUAUGCAUAGAGGAAGAAACUAUAGGUGUAGCAGAUGGCAUUGGUGGUUGGGCUAAAAGGGUAUCAAUUCUGGAGAAUAUUCAAGACAACUGUUACAGUAAGAAUAGAGGAUGUGCUAGUGAUGGUACAGAUGGAUUGUUCGAUAAUGCUCACGACACUGAGUUGGAGAAAUUAGUAUGUGACGGGCUAGUGGAUUUGCGCGAACUGGGAACAUUUUCAAAGAUGUUAGCACGAAAGAUUGCAGAAUAUGCAUUGCAGAAAUCAGAAAAUAAAAGUAUUUAUACACCUUUUGCCAUAGACUGCCUCAAAGUUGGCAAAUAUCGUGUGGGUAGCAAGCGUGAUGACAUUAUAGUGAUAGUUGCCCAUAUUUUGCCCCGGUAG